AUGGAAGGACAGAGGGCACCUGUGUCCAAUGAGUCCCCAACUCGCAAGUAUGCGGAUCCAGACAGCGACCAGCCCUUGAACCGCCGAGGUGCCUCCCCACUGCACAAAGGCCGCAGCCCCCUGGAGGCUUUCAAAAAGGUGGGCGUCCCCAUCAUCGCGGCGCUGCUGAGCCUGGCGACCAUCGUCAUCGUGGCCGUCCUUAUCAAGGUGAUUCUGGACAAGCACUACUUCCUCUGCCCGCCCUUGCGCUUCAUCCCCCGGAGGCUGGUGUGUGACGGGCAGCGGGACUGCGCCUCGGGGGAGGACGAGCAGAGCUGCGUUGAGACCUUCCCCAGCGACAACAGUCCUUCUGUGGCAGCAGUCCGCCUCUCCAAGGACCACUCCACCCUGCAGGUGCUGGAUGCCCCCACGGGCAACUGGGUCUCCGUCUGCUUCGACAACUUCACAGAAGCUCUGGCCAGGACAGCCUGUGGGCAGAUGGGCUAUGACAGCAAACCCACCUUCCGAGCCGUGCAGAUUGGCCCCGACCAGGAUCUGGAUGUCGUGAGCGUCACAGGGGACCACGGGGAACUGCAGGUGGGAAAUUCCAGCGGACCCUGCAUCUCGGGCUCCCUGGUGUCCCUGCAGUGCCUGGCCUGUGGGGAGAGUCUGAAGGCCCCCCGCGUGGUGGGCGGGGAGAAGGCCUCGGUGGACUCUUGGCCCUGGCAGGUCAGCAUUCAGUACGACAAGCAACACAUCUGCGGAGGGAGCGUCCUGGACCCCCACUGGAUCCUCACGGCCGCCCACUGCUUUCGGAAGCAUCUCGAUGUGUCCAACUGGAGGGUGCGGGCCGGCUCGGACCAGCUGGGUAACUUUCCCUCCCUGCCGGUGGCCAAGAUCCUCGUCAUCCCGCACAACUCCACGUACCCCAAAGAAAAGGACAUUGCCCUGGUGAAGCUGCAGGCCCCCCUCAUCUUCUCAGGCACAGUCAGGCCCAUCUGCCUGCCUUUCUUUGACGAGGAGCUCAGCCCCGGCACCCCGCUCUGGGUCAUCGGAUGGGGCUUUACAGAGCAAGAUGGAGGGAAGAUGUCUGAUUCGCUACUACAGGCAUCAGUCAAGGUGAUUGACAGCACGCGGUGUAAUGCCGAAGAUGCAUACCAGGGGGAAGUUACUGAGAAGAUGCUGUGUGCGGGCAUCCUGGAGGGCGGCGUGGACACCUGCCAGGGAGACAGCGGGGGCCCCCUGAUGUACCACUCUGAGCAGUGGCAGGUGGUGGGCAUCGUGAGCUGGGGCCACGGCUGUGGGGGCCCGAGCACCCCUGGAGUGUACACCAAGGUCACGGCGUAUCUCGACUGGAUCUACAGCGCCCGGAAGUCUGUGCCAUGAUGCCGCACUGGACACAGCGUCCCCCUGCCCAGGCCACCUGGGGACAGACCCUCCCCUCGAAUCACCCACAGACCAAGGGCCACUGUGGCCCCAUUCUGCCCACAGCCUCAGGAUUACGUAGCGUGACAAAAGACUCCUGGAAGAGACCCCCCCAGCCCAUGGGCACCCUAGAACAAGGGUACGGCCUGGCCUCGCCACCCCCAGCUGAAGUGCCACGAGGUAGAAGACACACAGCCCCCCUGAACCAGGAAGCCCUCCGUCGGGGGACUCGAAAACGCGGCUAAGCCAAGAAGGACUUUGGCCUUAGCUGGGUCAAAGGAGACUCUCGGUUGAGGCACACAGGGCAGGCCCGGAGGGAGGAUCUGUGCCACUGUCCCCUCCUCCCCCCAGCCCCGGCCUGACUGAGUGCAAACCCAGUGGAACUGGGGCUGUGUGUCCACCCGCUACUGUGGACAGUAGCCACGGCUAUUAAACAGGUGUCAUGUCUGACCCGGGCUGACUGUGUGCUUAGAGCCAAGGAGGGUCUGGGGAGAGAUAUCAAGGGGCCGGAGUGCACGGACUUCACGCAGGAGCCCCUUGAGCACUGCUCAGAGCAGCUCCCGAGCACCCCAGAUUGUGGCCCCCUGCAAAACCCAGAAAGAAAAAGAAAGAGCAGAGCUAGGGGGAAGUGGACCCCAUCUGAGCCCAUAGACUGGCCAAGUAGUGGCAGAGGGGAAAGGAGACACGGAGAUCAGAGCUGAGAAGCAGGGCAAC
Molecule: messenger RNA, 2118 nt
Organism: Sorex araneus (European shrew)
Lineage: Eukaryota; Metazoa; Chordata; Mammalia; Eulipotyphla; Soricidae
Gene: TMPRSS4
Product: transmembrane serine protease 4
Exons: 13
Coding region: 1-1365 (454 amino acids)
Biological process (GO): proteolysis
Cellular component (GO): membrane
Molecular function (GO): protein binding; serine-type endopeptidase activity
Source: RefSeq, a predicted model, not a curated record